This is a messenger RNA of Asparagus officinalis (garden asparagus), 783 nucleotides long. Its product is annotated as pentatricopeptide repeat-containing protein At2g36240-like. The coding region runs from base 1 to 783 and encodes 260 amino acids. The record is from RefSeq and is a predicted model, not a curated record. Gene Ontology annotation, molecular function: protein binding. The transcript has a single exon. Lineage: Eukaryota; Viridiplantae; Streptophyta; Magnoliopsida; Asparagales; Asparagaceae.
AUGCGGCGGCUCGAGUCGGGGUUGGAGUGGUUCAAGGAAAUGAAGAGGAGGGGGUUGAAGCCCAACGUGGUGAGCUUUAAUUCCUUGAUCUCGGGGCUUUUUAGGGAGGGGGAAACUGAUAAGGGGGUCGCGGUCGCUCGUGAAAUGCUCGACAUUGGUUGCACGUUCUCGGCGGCGACUUGCGAGAUUUUGAUCAAUGGGCUCUGUGGAGAAGGGAGGGCUUUAGAGAUGUGCGAGAUUUUGAUGGGUUUCUUAGCGGAGGGAGCGGUGCCCGACGGGUUCGAUUGCUUUGUGCUGGUAGAAUCUUUAUGCAACGACGGGAAUGAGGACAGAGCUAUCAAGCUUGUCGAUUCGUUGUGGGAGAAUGGGAAAUCGGUAAAUGUCGUGACUUGUAGCUCAUUAAUGGAGAGCUUGAGGAAAUGUGGGAAGAUAGAUGAAGCUAUCGGGUUUAUGGAGAGAGUGAUGGAGAAGGGGAUGGUUUUGGAUAGGAUUAGUUGCAAUUGUUUGUUUGAAGAUCUCUGCGACUCUGGGAGGGCAAUGGAGGCGAAUAGGUUGAGGGUUUUGUGGGGGAAGAAAGGUUUUGAUGUGGAUGGGACGACGUUCGGGAUAUUGGUUCGUGGGUUUUCAAGGGAGGGGAGGGUAAGGGAAGGGGAGAAGGUUGUGGAUGAGAUGUUGGAUGGAGGUUUCAUACCGAACAUUGCGACUUAUAAUAAGUUGAGGGACGGAUUGAAACGUCAAAGCAAUCGUGUUCUCAGAUCUAAAGGUGUGUCUGUCCAGGAGUAA